Hibiscus syriacus is the source of this 903-nucleotide messenger RNA. Its product is annotated as ATP-dependent zinc metalloprotease FTSH 4, mitochondrial-like. Lineage: Eukaryota; Viridiplantae; Streptophyta; Magnoliopsida; Malvales; Malvaceae. Gene Ontology annotation, molecular function: ATP binding; ATP-dependent peptidase activity; metalloendopeptidase activity. The transcript has 2 exons. The record is from RefSeq and is a predicted model, not a curated record. Gene Ontology annotation, cellular component: chloroplast thylakoid. Bases 1 to 903 code for a protein of 300 amino acids. Gene Ontology annotation, biological process: proteolysis.
AUGACAAUAUCCCGGUGCCAGACUGUGAGGACACCCGGAUCAUGGAGGAACAUUGAUGUUGAUUUGAUGAUCAUUGCUAGAAGUACUCCUGGAUUCUCCGGUGCUGAUCUUGCAAAUCUUGUCAAUGUUGAUGAUGUGAUUGCUACAAUGCAUGGUGCUAAAGAUGUGAUAAUGGCUGAUCUGGAGUAUGAAAAGGACAAGAUCAUAUUGGGCAGUGAACGUAAGUCGGCUGUCAUUUCUGAAGAGUCACAAAAAUUGACAGCUUUCCAUGAGGCUGGCCAUGCCCUUGUUGUUAUCCAUACGGAUGGGGCACUUCCUGUUCACAAAGCAACAAUAGUCCCUCGAGGGAUGGCUCUUGGCAUGGUGUCCCAGUUACCUGAUGUGGAUCAAACAAGCUUCUCCCGAAAACAGAUGCUUGCGAGGCUUGAUGUUGCCUUGGGUGGGUGGGUUGCAGAAGAGCUCAUCUUUGGAGAAAAUGAAGUCACUUCUGGUCCUUGCUCUGAUCUUGAGAAAACAACUAAAUUAUCCAGAUCUAUGAGCUUGAGCUCGGAGACUAGGCAUAUUAUAGAGAAAGAAGUGAAGUACUUAAUGGAAAGGGCUUAUAACAAUGCAAAAACCAUCCUCACUACCUACAGCAAAGAACAUCAUGCGCUUGCCAACGCAUUGCUUGAGCAUGAGACACUCACAGGAGCUCAGAUUAAGGCUCUGCUUGCACAGGUAAACUCUCAGCAACGGCAACAAGAACAGCGUGAAGAGAUGAUUGUAUCACAGAAUGAACCUAAGUCCAAACCAGCAUCGUCAAGUUCAAGUCCAGCUGCAUCAGCCGCUGCUGCAGCAGCUGCGGCCGCCGCCGCCGUAACUACUACAUCUAAAGCAAAAGGCGUUGCUCCUGUUGGAUCUUAG